AUGCAACUGCUGGAACUAAACAAUCGUUUCAACGAGAUGAACACUGAAUUACUUCUUUCUGUCGCAUGUUUAAGUUCUAUUGACUCGUUCUCUGCAUUUGACAAAGAGAAACUGAUUCGUUUUGCUCGGUUUUACGCAAGAUAUUUUUCUCCUACUCAGCUUGUGUUACUUGAAUACCAACUACUAAAUUACAUUGUUGAUGUGCGGUCUAGCAAUGAGUUUUUAGAUUUGAAAGGAAUUGCUGAUCUUGCAGUCAAAAUGGUGGAGACAAAAAAGGAUAUAGCGUACCCUUUGGUUUACUUUCUUCUCACAUUAGCAUUACUCCUACCAGUUGCUACUGCCACCGUAGAAAGGGUAUUUUCUGCCAUGAAAAUUGUGAAAAAUCGUUUGCGUAAUAGAAUGGGAGACGAAUGGAUGAAUGAGGUACAUAUUCGACCUGAUCGGAGAUGCUACUAUCAUGAACAGGUUUCAGAAAAUGAGGACUAG
Messenger RNA from Papaver somniferum (opium poppy), 486 nucleotides. RefSeq lists its product as uncharacterized. The coding region runs from base 1 to 486 and encodes 161 amino acids. The record is from RefSeq and is a predicted model, not a curated record. Lineage: Eukaryota; Viridiplantae; Streptophyta; Magnoliopsida; Ranunculales; Papaveraceae. The transcript has a single exon. Gene Ontology annotation, molecular function: protein dimerization activity.